Messenger RNA from Coniophora puteana RWD-64-598 SS2, 1525 nucleotides. RefSeq names its product acid protease. Lineage: Eukaryota; Fungi; Basidiomycota; Agaricomycetes; Boletales; Coniophoraceae. Gene Ontology annotation, molecular function: aspartic-type endopeptidase activity. The record is from RefSeq and is a predicted model, not a curated record. Gene Ontology annotation, biological process: proteolysis. The transcript is spliced from 3 exons. Bases 193 to 1311 code for a protein of 372 amino acids.
CCACAAGGCAUCUUGUCUUGUCAUGAUUUCUUUUCAAUGACAGCUGGCAAGCUGAACAGGUUGCACAGGCGCCUAUGUGCUCCUCGGUUCUGGGGAGAUGGGGAAACAUGGUGCAGCGCCUCGUUUCUAUAAGUACUCUGAUACCUCCGUCUCCGGCUUCUCCAACCCAUUCCCUUGCUUCUUCCUCCAACUAUGAAGUGGUCCACCCUUGCUGCGGCCGUGCUGGCCUCGCCCGCCGCCUUUGCUACUCCCCUUCUCGAGUCCCGCACUCCUGGUUCGUUCAAGGUCGGCGUCAAGCACGUCCUCGGUGAGCAGCGCAAGCUCAACUCGCGCAGCACCGGCCAGGAUGGCGUCACCUUCAACGGCUACUGGCUCGCCGAUGUAUCCGCAGGUGGCCAGGACGCCACCGUGCUUCUCGACACCGGGUCCGCUGACCUGUGGCUCCUCAGCCCUCAGGUCUCCUCCGACCAGACCGCGGGUCAGAAGCUCUACGACCCCACCCAAUCCUCGACGGCCUCGCAGCUCCAGGGCUACACCUUCGACAUCGGCUACGGCGAAGGCGGCAACGGCGUCUCCGGCGACGUCUGGACCGACACCUUCUCCGUCGGCACGGCCACCGUGCAGUCGAUGCCCAUCGGCGUCGCCAACACCCUCAGCGGCGUCUCGCCCGGCACGUUCCAGUCCGGCAUCAUGGGCCUCGCCUUCCAGGGCGGCAACAGCGUGAAGCCGAACCAGCAGCCGACGUUCAUGGAGGCGCUCCAGCCGCAGCUCGACCAGCCCGUCUUCGUCGCCAACUUCAAGAUCGGCGGCGGCGGCUUCAUCGAGUUCGGCACGGUCGACAGCUCGCUGUACACCGGCGACCUCGCGACGCUGCAGGCGGACAACACGACGACCUACCCCGCGUCGUGGUCGUCCGAGGGCGUGCAGUACGUCUCGAACGGCAACACGCUCGGCACGUUCGACAUCGUGUUCGACACCGGAGGACCCGGCUCCUCCGGCCCCAUCGACGCCGUGCGCGCCUACUACGCCCAGAUCUCAGGCGCCAAAGACGUCAACGGCGACGGCUCGAGCUGGACCGUCCCGUGCGGGCAGCAGCUCCCCGACCUCGAGUUCCACUUCUCCGGCGGCGCCGUCGGCACCAUCCCCGGCGCGAACAUGUACAACGGCGACAACGGCGACGGCACGUGCCCGACGUGGUUCGUCAAGGAGAACUCGGCGACCCGCGGCCUCGUCGGCGACGCGUUCUUCAACAGCAACGUCGUCAUCUUCAACCAGGCGACGGCCACUAUCCAGUGGGCGCCCCAGGCAUGAGAGAUGAGGUUAAUUUAUGUAUUUGACUCGAUUGGACGUGUUGCACAUAUAAAAGGGCUUUUGGAAGAUACCUUUUGCAUAUUGGCUGACGAUUGUUACGGCGAUAAAUGUAACUUAUGCUGACAAGAUCAUCACUAAACUGGAGCGCGACUGGCUCAUAUUAACAUGGAUGUUAUCGUGUUCUAGCCCUCGUCAAAAUCCAUCUUGAUCUGCA